AACCGAUUUUUUUUUGUCUCACCUUGACGCAUUUGGAGAUUAGGACGUGCGCGCACAGGUGUUUAUGCUCUCUUUGCUCAUCUAACAACUUUCUCCUCUCUCCUCGCUUUACUCCUCCCACUCCUCAUCUCGAUAUCUUCCUCCUCCUCAUCCUCCUCCACGGAACACCCACGCGCUUCUCCAUUCCCCUCCAGUCUCGCGUCGCGCGAUGACGCUGACCUUUGCACGCGUCGCGAGAUUAUUCAUCAUAAAUGGACAUCUGAGAUCUGAUGGAGCAUCUAUCGGCUGAGAUUCUCCUCCUCCGCUCAGUCUCUCGCUUCAUCUCGCUCUCCUCCAUCGGUUUCCACCGCGAUGGGGAAUUGAAUAAAGUUGGCCGAGGGCAUCUGGAGCCGCGAAGGAUGUAAACCUGAGGGAAACGCGCAGCCAUGCAGGAGACCCUUGCGCUGACUUGAGGAAACCUCCGACGCGUUCAUUUAGUAAACGAUUCAGGCCGAGACGUUUGCGGAAUGGAAUCGAAGUGAGUUCGGAGGCGAUCCGAAUCAUGGAUGUGUUCAGCUUCGUCAGGAUGCCCAAACUAGCAGGUCAGAGGAUCAAGUCCUCCUGCUGUCCGCCGCAGGCUGUUGGGAGUUGGCCGUCCGCACAGGGACCCUCCAAUGGCUGGGAGAUGUCGUCUUCUAGAGAGACCCGUGACUGCUACAUCAAUCACCUUUCACAGUCAAGUUCUUUGGAGGAAGUGCGUGUUGAUGUGGAUAAGUUCGUCCCUCCUGCACCGCGAAAGGUGGAAAUGAGACGCGACCCGGUGCUCGGCUUCGGCUUCGUGGCGGGCAGCGAGAAACCAGUGGUGGUUCGAUCGGUUACUCCAGGAGGGCCUUCAGAAGGGAAGCUGGUCCCAGGAGAUGAGAUAGUGAUGAUAAAUGAGGAGGCCGUGAGUUCGGCUCCACGGGAACGAGUCAUUGACCUGGUCAGAAGUUGUAAGGAGUCCAUCAUCCUGACUGUGGUGCAGCCGUACCCUUCGCCCAAAUCUGCCUUCAUCAGUGCAGCUAAAAAGGCCAAGUUGAAAUCCAAUCCGGUCAAAGUGCGCUUUGCUGAAGAAGUCAUUAUUAACGGACAAGUACCUGAGACUGUGAAGGAUAAUUCUCUGCUCUUCAUGCCAAACGUCUUGAAGGUGUAUCUGGAAAACGGACAAACAAAGUCCUUUAAGUUUGACUGCAACACCUCCAUUAAGGAUGUUAUUCUGACCCUGAUCACUUUAAAAGAGUGGGGUCUGGCGCAGUUCCUGCCUCCAGCGGUUCUGUCCAGCAUGAAAGAGAAGAACAUCAAGAAAGCGCUCACACACAUCCUGAAAACCAACCAGAACCUGGUGCCUCCUGGCAAAAAGCUGACGGCGUUGCAGGCGAAGGUCCACUACCUGAAAUAUCUGAGUGAUCUCCGGCUGUACGGAGGACAAGUGUUCAAGUCCACGCUGGUCCAAGGAGAGAAACACACAGAGGUGACGCUGCUGGUGGGGCCGCGCUACGGCAUCAGUCACGUCAUCAACACCAAAACCAACCUGGUGGCGCUGCUGGCCGACUUCAGCCACGUCAACCGCAUCGAAAUGUACACCGAGGACGAAAGAAACGUGCGAGUGGAGCUUCAUGUCCUGGAUGUUAAGCCCAUCACACUUAUAAUGGAAUCCAGUGAUGCUAUGAACCUGGCGUGUUUGACUGCUGGUUAUUACAGGCUGCUGGUCGAUUCACGGAGGUCCAUCUUCAACAUGGCGAACAACAGUAACACUGCAGGGCAAGACUCAAGGGUCAAGCACAACUACCAAGCAAUCGACUGGAAUUACGGUUCCUGCAGUGCAUGUGAUGAGCCCCACCCCGAAUACGCCAACUGUGGGCGAAGAGAUUUUGAUAUUUCCCCCACUGUCUCCGCAAUGCACCAGUUGCAGCAUCGCAUGCAUGGGGACGAGAAAGCUGAGCGGGCGAGCAGAGCAAGCCACAUGCAUCCUCAGCCCUACUUCAGUGUCCCAAAAGGCAAACCUCAAGAGUCGCCCAGAAGCGCCAAGGUGUCCUUUAUAUUCAGCAAUCCUUCGCUGGACUCUGUGAACCCUCAUAACUUGGGAUACCAAAGACUGAUGGAGGACAUCCCAGAAGUGCUGGAGGAGCACCGGUACAUGUACGCGCAACAGAAGGACUACAAGCCGCUGGAAGCAUCACUGGAGGUCGACGGCUUCCAGUACGGUUCCCACAUGGUCUACGGCGAUGCUAAGAUCUUCGGUACGACAGAAGGCAUCGAGGAGCCUUUGCUGCAUGAUAUCUGCUACGCCGAGACUACGGAUGACGCCGAGGACGACGAUGACAUUAGUUGUGAGGAGGACAUGUUGAUGAUGAUGGGAGAGAUGAAGGACAAGGCAAACUCUCUCCUAUCGCUCUCGGAAUCUAGCGACGACAUUAUAGACCUCACUUCGCUUCCGCCGCCACCAGAGGGUGAUGACGAGGAGGACAGCGAUGACCUGUUGCAGUCUCUAAACUUGGCGAUAGCCGCUCCACCACCAGGGUUCAGGGAUAGUUCGGAUGAAGAUGACCACCAAGAGCGAAAAGGCUUAAAAAACGACAUCCCUGUGUCGCUGAUCGAUUCGGUUCCAACGCAAGUGGCCAGUGGGACCGAGGAAGUGUUCAAUGACGCCGUUGUCUCCACACUACAAGCUCUGGAGGCCUUGGCGGCCUCUGAGGAACAGUCUAAUCCACAAUCGGACAAUAGUUCAGGUGUAGAAAUAUCUCGGUCCUUUAGCCCCGAGUCCUCUUCUGAUUCUGGGAAUGAAACAAAUUCGUCUGAAAUGACGGAGAGCUCAGAGCUGGCCGCAGCUCAGAAACUCUCCGAAAACUCUCUGAAAAUGUUAGUAGCCACAGCCGAAGGGUACCAAACUCUAGCCGAAGAGGAGACUGAGUUUCGAUUGGUGCCGUGUGAGGUCCGGGCGUCUCUAGACGACUCCCAGUCCGCCGCGGUUGUCAAUCUCUGUUCGGACCACUUCGAGAUGGAGCCAGAAACAAUGGAAACCAAGUCGUUGACGGACUACUUCAACAAAAUGCACAGGGACAUGAUGAUGGGAAUGCCGCAGGGGAAGAUCGAGGAGCAAGAUGGUGGGAUGAAAUCAAGCGCCCAAGCAGAAGCCCGUCAGAUGAACAUCACGGAAUCAGAGGAUCUUGUUGGGAUGUACAACAAUUUCAAUGGACGAGAUUCCCAGCGUUCAGGUCCCUUUGACUUGGAGAGGAUGUCUUAUGCGUUUCAAGAAAGCAAUCAAAGAUUGCAUAUGAUUCUGAAUAAUAAAUCUGACGAGCACAUUUACUCUGAGGUGGUUGGUGAUGGUGGUCCGUUGCAUGCAGACAGGGUAACGCAAAAAGCCAGUUUGAAGGACUCGAUAGACUUGAACACAAGUUCCCCCGCCAAAGAACAAUUUAUGAUUGAACGAGCCCGGAAUGAACAUCAACAGAGCAAGGCAGCUUCAUCCGAACAAGAAAUGACACGGUUAUACGAGUACCACUUGUCCAAAAGGAUGUCGUCUUUACAGAGCGAGGGAAUCCAUUCCCUCCAGAGUUCCCAGUGUUCGUCCAUCGAUGCCGGCUGCAGUACGGGAAGCAGUAGCUGCGUGACGCCAAUGGACUCUCCUCUGUGCACGGUUGAUAGUGUCCAUUUGCAUGGAGAGUCCUCUCUGAAAGGUCUCGGAUAUCCAAAUCAGAACGUAGAUGGAACGUUUUUGCGGAAGCACCAUGGACAGGCUGGCCAAGAGUCAGGCCGAGAGGGAUGCCAAAGGUUGCCCAAGAUCAGAGAAACUACAGUGUAGCACGCUGCAGAUGGAGAUAAAACGGAAGAAUCGUCGUCUUCUCUCACGAUAUGUCCAUAUUCAUCCAUAGCACAGUUUCCUAUGUGCCAAACCAGAAGUGAUCGGAGGUCUUGAAUGCUUCCCUGUUUAUUCUUGCACUUGGCCUCAAAUGACCCCCGCUCUGGUUGCCUCAGGGAGGCAGAAAAGGAAUCUUAAUAAGACAACUAUUGGCUCAGGGAGCACUUUUUAUGGAAACUGGUCAUAAUCACCAAAUCAACCCUUGAAAGAGCUGAUUACAACACUGUCAUUCCCAAAGUCAACAUGAAACUCAAAACCCAUUUGGCUUCCAUAAUGUGACAUAUUGUAUCCGCCAGAACUGGAUUGUGAAAAGUAGGCAUUUUGUGCCAGAAUGGUUGGAGGGAAGGAGUUGGAAUGACACAGAUGUGCAUUAAAAAAAGUAAAUGGGAUAAAAUUUUGAUUUCUUGUUGACUUUAAUCUUCUGAAAUGGAAGCGAAUGACAGAUGGUUUGACAUUACAGAAGUCAGCACAGAAAACAAGUUUAAGACAACAAGCAUUGGAACAAGGAUUCCUUUGGACGACACACAAUCCAGGCAUAAGAACAGUGCAUUGCUCUGAGAAAUUCUAGCACUGGUCACUUAAUAUGUCUCUUUUAGCCACAUUCUCUAAGACUGCAUGUGCGGGGCUUUUAUGCUCUGAGGAUUUUUGGUUAAGCAGCAAAAGGACAUUUCGAAGUGCUAGUUGGAGCGAUUUGGGAAGUCACUUUAUUUACUUUGCGUGGAGGCUUUGGAAAGUUAUUUUGAUGAUCAAAGCAAAACUACAUUUGCAUUCGGUACGCUGUUAUUUGGUUGCGGCAAUGGCCAUAUGUUGAAAAUCACUGCUUUUAUUUAGCCAUAGUAAAGCCAUAUGAUAUCAUGCAUACUGUACGUUUGUCAUGAAGAUUGAGAUAAUCCGGCCAUUGCGAUCCACUGUGAUAACAGUGCUUGUGUAUAUUUUGUGUAAUAUGUAAAAUGAAAAGGAAGUAUUCUACAAUACAUAGAAUUUUUAAAAGACAAUAUAUAUCACAGCACCUGAUAGACGCAUCCGUUUUGUUCCAUGUGUUUAUUUUAGUCUUCAUACCAGAAGAGCUUCACAUUCAAAAAUAAGAUAAAUUUAGGCCACUAUAUGAUCUGUAAACUGUAAUUCUGUUCUCAACUUGCACCGUUUCAUUUGCUGUUCUUAUUUGACUGGCUAAUGCAUACAUUUACUUAAUUUGAAGUCAACAUGAAGCAUCGUUCUCAAUCCAUUUGAACUACUGUCAUCUGAUGUAUUUCCCAGUGUAAUGUAUUCAAGAAAAGUGUAGAACAGUAUUUUAUACAUGAUUUGCUGGAGAGAGUGGUUGAUAAAUCGUUUUUGAGGUGGAGUAAGUUACCACAUUUUGCUGAAAUAUUAUAAUUUUUUUAUUAUUAUUAUUUAUUUAGAAUAACCUGCACUUAAGAAUUGUUCACAGUAAGACCAGGAACGUAAUUUAAGAAAGUAAAUAUGUCCAUUUUU
Messenger RNA from Sinocyclocheilus grahami, 5353 nucleotides. RefSeq names its product FERM and PDZ domain-containing protein 4-like. The transcript has 15 exons. The coding region runs from base 542 to 3823 and encodes 1093 amino acids. Gene Ontology annotation, cellular component: cytoskeleton. Gene Ontology annotation, molecular function: protein binding. NCBI's taxonomy places the organism in Eukaryota, Metazoa, Chordata, Actinopteri, Cypriniformes, Cyprinidae. The record is from RefSeq and is a predicted model, not a curated record.